This is a messenger RNA of Periconia digitata, 1414 nucleotides long. Lineage: Eukaryota; Fungi; Ascomycota; Dothideomycetes; Pleosporales; Periconiaceae. The record is from the annotation of a GenBank genome assembly.
CCACGACCAAAAAUGGUAAUCUCGCGUGCUUGCUAUCAAGUGGCUGCCAUAUGCAUCACGACGUUGUCGUUUCUCAUAUGGAUAUUCCAUUCUUCGGCCGGGGGCGGCAGCACGCAGCAUCAAGUGCUAAGAAAUCAACAUGAGUCGAAAUUUCCGUUUUCAAGUCCAGUGAUCCCGAGCCCAAGUCUGGACAAUGUACAACUUCGAGAUGCGAUCCACGAUAUCCUCAAUCAAACCCUCGGAUUCCAGAAGAUAUACGCCAUAUCGAUGCCCCAUCGUACGGAUAAGAGGGAUUACCUAGCGCUGAUGGGCUAUGUAUCCAACCUGCAAAUAGACUUUAUAGACGGGGUGAACGGAAGUGAGAUGCACCCAAAAUCGCAUCCUUCGUUCUGGAAAGGCACCGCCUCAACCGGCGACUAUGGUGUCUGGCGCGCCCACUUGAACAUUUACCAACACAUGCUAAGUCACAACAUCCAAACGGCGCUUAUCCUCGAAGACGACGCAGACUGGGACAUCCUCCUGCGCCACCAAAUGCUCGACUUCGCGCAUGGUGCGCGCGCGAUUCAAAACUCCUCAUUACUAAACCCUGCACUGCACUCUCCGUAUGGCGAUACCUGGGAUCUACUGGCCCUCGGCCACAUCGGGGCAAACAACAAACCCAACAAAGUGCAAAAAUACUGGAUCACGCAAAACGACAUCACAGUGAUCCCGUCACAAAAACGAACAUGGAGUCGUAUACCAGACUUCAGCGCCCCCGCGUUAGCAGAAGGCAAGGACGAGCAGAUGCGUGUGGUGAUGGAGGUCAGCAAGUUCACCGGCGCAGCUGCAUACGGUAUCAGUUUACGCGGUGCGGCGCGGUUAUUGUAUGAUCAGGCGCUUCUUCCGAAUGCGCAGGCUAUUGAUGUUGCUAUGCUUGCGCUUUGUCGACAUGCCUCAUCUUCUGAUCCCUUUCUUUGUCUUGGGGCGUAUCCGAUGUUGUUUGGACGGUAUCGCGCUAUUGGGCCUGAGACUAAGGACUCCGAUCGCAGGAGUUCGUCUAAUGAAGUGGUGCCUGGGUCUGGGGGGUUUCAGGAUCAGAAGGAGAGGGUCGAGGCGAGGAGUGAAUUUACUGUUUUCCCGGUAAGUUUGAAUUUGGGGGGGUUGUUGACGGGGGAGCGCAAGUUUGUGGCGAAUGUUGAUGGGGUGCAGGAGGGGAAGGAGAGGUUUGAGAUUGAUUUGGCUGAGUAUGUGUUUCCGAAGGGGAGGGAGGUGCUUGUCGGUCCAGAGGAGUAUGUGGCCAGACAAAGUAAGAUCAAUAGGAAAGAGAGAGUGAAGAAAGAGCAGUAAUUCAAUUAAGUCCAGAAGGAGUAGUAGCUUUUCGCAACAUUCGCAGCUAGAUAUCAACAAAAGUCUAGAAUUCUGCCCACGGCUAGUC